AUGGCGACGAUAGAUGAAUUGUUACACGAUGCUUUGAACAAAUUUAAAAUUGACAAGUUUAAACCAGAGCAAAGAAUAAUAUUUGAUGCGAUAUGGUCAGGUAAAGACUGUGUUGGGGUUCUCCCGACAGGUUUUGGGAAAUCUCUGCCAUACCAAGUGUUAUCUUUGGUAGAGCGGAAGUGGAAUGGUAGCCGGACAGAACCGUCACCAAAGAUAAUUGUAUGCUGUCCUCUUAUUUCAUUAAUGAUGGACCAGGUCGGGCGACUAAGAGAAAUACCUGACGUAUCAGCAUUUUAUUUAGGUGAAAGUGAAGAAAGUGAUUUGCUGAUAAAGGAGGGGAAGUUUGACUACCUGUUUGGUUCACCAGAGCAUCUGGUUGGUGAUGAUUCAUGGAGAAAUGUUAUAAAGACCUUCAACGUAUCUACAAUUGUUGUAGGUGAAUUUCACACAAUCACAUCAUGGGGUGAAGAUGACACAGGUAAAGCAUUCAGGAAGUGGUUCAGUCACUUAGGGGAGCUCAGAUCUUUCUUCCCUUCAGCUUCUAUAUUGGCACUUAGUGCAACAUGUAAAAAGUCUCAUUACAAAAAAGUUAUGAAAACACUAAACAUGAAGGGAGAUACAGUUAUUGUGAAAGUGUCUCCUAACAGAUCAAAUAUUAAAAUCUUAGUACAUAAAGUCAUUAGCAUUGAAAAUGAUUUCUUAAAAGUUGUUGAUGCUCUCCAGGAAAACAUGAUGCCUAGAACAUUAAUCUACUGUUCCUCAAUUAAAGAUGUUUCACUUAUUUAUAACUACCUUACCAGUGAAGCAAUAAACACCUUAACAUUUAUUGGCAUGUAUCAUUCUGAAACACCAAGUAAAAACAAAGAAGAAAUACUGGACAAAUUAAAGGAACAAAACAGCAACUUUGUAAUAAUUGCUACAAAUGCUUUGGGCAUGGGCAUUGACAUAGUAAACUGUAACAAUGUGAUUAUCUAUGGGGCUCCCUAUACAGUCACCGAUUUCUGGCAACAAGUUGGACGCAUUGGUCGUGACGGUUCCAAUUCUACUGCCAUCCUUGCCUAUAAUUCAUAUCAUUUAAGAUCAGCUGAUGAAGAUGUCAAAAUGAUUUUCAAAACAAAAAGAUGCAGACGCAUGGCUGCAAUAUCUGAAUUUCUAACAAAGAAGGAACAAAAGAUUUUACGAAAUGAAACAGGCAACCAUCUGUGCUGUGAUUUCUGUGAGAAAUCGUGCACAUGUGGUAAAUGCUCAUCAACUUCACUGGAAAAAUUGUUCAUGUCAAAUAACAAUGACAUAGAAGAUGAAAACUUAACUGACAAAAGCAGUACAAUUUCAUAUGAAUAUUCUGAUUUCAGUGACUGGGAGAUGGAGGAACAGUCAAUAUACUGAACUUUGUUCUGGGUUUCAGGCCAUUUUUCAACAGUAAUUCAGUUAUGUAACAGUGGGCAGUUAAGGCAUCAGUAAUUCGGUCAAAAAUAUGCUUCUGUGGUAUAGCCAAAAUAAGUCCAAAGUAAAUAAAAUAUAUGCUCAUUUUCAGAAUUUUGUGUACAUAGAACAAAGGCUGAUAACAUACUUUUUCAAUGCUAGAAUAUAUUCUGAACAGAACAAGUGAAUGAAGUGUUGCCAUGCAAUACAAAGUCCCCUACUGGAAGGCACCUAAUUUUCUCUACUGCAGUAUAACAUAAUGAACUGAUAUCUGUCAAUGAUGUAUAAACAAUAUUGUACUACAUAUACAAUAUGUUAUAACAACACACUUGGAUUAAAAUGUGCAUAUAUAAAAACCCACAGUUGUUUUCAUAUUGAAUUUUUUUGGCUGAUUAUAAAAAUGUUAUCAUGUAAGUUAUUUAUAGUAACAACAAAGGGAAAUUAAUCUUUAAAAAAAAAAAAAUCUAUAUAAUAUAAGUCCACAAGAAACUCUUUACCAGGUAGAGAUAGGUCAAAAUACACCUAAAAAUUGGAUGUAACAUGCAUGCUGUACCACAGAAAAGUGGUCUCGAUUUUUCUCUACCGCCAGUAAUAAAAAAAAUCUAUUUAUAGUAACAACAAAGGGACGUAAUUCUAAAAACAAGGGUGCCUCAUGGUGGUGAACAUUUGUUCCAAGUUACAUCAAAAUCCCUCCAUGCAUGAAGAAGAAAUGUUCCGUACAAAGUUAUUCUUGAAUUUGACCUUUGACCUCUAAAUAUGACAUUGACCUUAGACCUAGGGACCUGGUUCUUGCGCAUGACAUGUUGUCUCAUCCAGGGGAAUAUUUGUGCCAAUUGAUAUCUAAAUCCUGCUUUGCAUGACAAAGUUAUAGACCAGACAGGAAAAAAAUUCUCUUGACCUUUGAUCUCAAAGUGUGACCUUGACCUUUAAGCUAGGGUACUGGGUGUUGCGCAUGAUACGUCGUCUCAUCAUGGGAAACAUUUGUGCCAAGUAAUAUUAAAAUCCCUUCAUGGAUGGCACAGUUAUGGACGGGACAGGAAAAAAACUGUUGACCUUUGACCCCCAAUUGUGACCUUGACCUUUGAGCUAGGGGUCCGGGAUUUGCGCAGGACACAUCAUCUCAUCAUGGGGAACAUUUGUGCUAAGUGAUAUUAAAAUCCCUUAAUGAAUGUCAGAGUUAUGGACCGGACACGAAACAGACCCUGUUCAUGCUAUGUUAACAUUUGACUGCUUAGUGUGACCUUGACCUUUGAGCUAGGGGUCUGAAAGUUGUG
Molecule: messenger RNA, 2696 nt
Organism: Mercenaria mercenaria
Lineage: Eukaryota; Metazoa; Mollusca; Bivalvia; Venerida; Veneridae
Product: bifunctional 3'-5' exonuclease/ATP-dependent helicase WRN-like
Exons: 3
Coding region: 1-1386 (461 amino acids)
Biological process (GO): double-strand break repair via homologous recombination; telomere maintenance
Cellular component (GO): nucleus; chromosome; nucleoplasm
Molecular function (GO): four-way junction helicase activity; 3'-5' DNA helicase activity; nucleic acid binding
Source: RefSeq, a predicted model, not a curated record